Messenger RNA from Dentiscutata erythropus, 204 nucleotides. NCBI's taxonomy places the organism in Eukaryota, Fungi, Glomeromycota, Glomeromycetes, Diversisporales, Gigasporaceae. The record is from the annotation of a GenBank genome assembly.
AUGAAUAAUAAUCUUACAAAUCAAACUACUGGCGCUCAGCCUUCAAUAUCCCAAAAUACUACAGCACAUAUAGAUCUUCCUAUUAAUGCUAUAGCCGAACAUUUAAUCAAUGGUGCCAACCCCUUCACUGAAAUACAACGCACGGAAACUCAAACAGUUCCUCUACAAAACGUACAACUUCCCGACGCUUUCGACAGAAAAUAG